CGCCCAAUUCGGUUUGUCCUGCCCUGCAUCAACGACGAAUUCGCGCGACACGCCGCCCUGGUGCCCUAGAGAAACUUUAUCGCAUACCGCGCCGUCCAUCCGUGAUCCAUCCAUCGCUGGGCUGUUUCUCUCUCUCUGCAAUCAUGAGCCAUGGCGAGACUCAACGAACAACCUGCCCCGGCUGAGAGCCACCUCGAGAUACUUCGGAGGAAGUUUUUGCGCCAGAAUCGAGACAUCGCGAAGAUCAACUCGGACCAGUCGCAGAAGAUCCGACGCCUCGAGAACGAUUGCGCCCGCCUGCUGUCCGAGAAUCUCGAACUCCGCGGCCAGAUCUUACGAUUGGAGAAGCAACUUGAGGAUAAUAGCGCGCGAAGGAUAGCCGACCAUGCGCUUGAGGUCAAGGCGAAGCUGGAACUGCAGCUCUCCGAGUUCGCCGCACUGCUGGGCACCCUAGGGGUUGAACCGCCUUCUAAGAGACGGUCAUCAGGCGAGCGGACUCUCGCAAAGCCCCGACCGAGUGUAGCCACCAGCCCGCCAAGGAGGAGAAGACGCGACACAACAGUGGAUGCAGAGACUCUGGCGGAGCAGGAGGGAAGGUUGCCGCCUAUCUACGAGAACAAAACGUACCCGAGGGCCACGAUGAACAGCGAAGAAAUCCUGGCUUUGUGCGCGGCCGCUGCCGACACGAGUGAUUCGCCCGAUCUGGGCCCGCCGCCUGUAUCACGCUUUGUCGACGAAGACGCAGUCCAACACGACUCGCCCGCACAGGCGGAUGUGCCCGACAGCCCGAAGCCCUCUCUGCCGCUUCCGCCGCUGUCCCCACUUAACUACGACAGAGUCCCGUCCAGAAGCCCGGAGCCGAGUGGGGAGUUGGAAGGCAUAGUAGCCAAACAAGCUACGCCGAGCAAAGAGACAAGUUCUGCUACGCCAAGCAAGGAGACAAGUUCUGCGAGACAGGCCGUGCCAGAACCCGUGGUGCAGCCAAUUAGGGCGGGUGCGAAGAGGAAGUACGGCGACGACAAUGAACCUAUUCAGCGUGUUAUGGUACACCCCGGAAAGGAAAAUGACGUCGCCCCGGGGAAGACAUUCCCGGCGCGCGGAGGUCAAAAGAGAAGGAGCAUCAAAGACCUUUCCAGCAGCAGGCGGGAGAAAGGAGGCGCAAGAGUACCGCUUGCCACGAAGAGCACCAAUGCAGACUUGUCAUCGCCGCUGAAAUCCGGGGAGGUUGCACCUCUCAAGGAGGUGAAGAAGGAACAAGAGCAGGAUGCAAAGCGUUCCAUUCCAAAGGGCGAGGCGAAUGUGCCGAAAUCACUGCCCCGGGUUGAAAUUCCUGCACCCGAGACCCCAGCAAUUGCUGAGGUUUUACUCGAAGCUGAGACCGCUCUGCCACUGGAGAUACCGACCUCACCAUCCACCCCAGAUCAUGCGAGGAAGAAGGAGGUGCCGCACGAUACCCCUCCGCCGGCCGACAUAUCCUCCACCGGCGAAACGUCUCGCCCCAGCCGUCGCGCGAGGGCUCCCAUAAGCUACGCCGAACCCAAUCUGCGAGACAAGAUGAGACGGCCCACUAAGCAGCUUUUCGAUGCUGUUACUGGGGAGGGCAAGUUUGUUCACCGGGUCAUGGCCGCCAAGCUGGAUGACCGUCACACAGCCCCGACCUCUGUCGGCAAGGUGAAAGCGGAACCAGGGAGCGCCGCCAGCAGAAGCAGUAAGACCUCCUCUGCCGCGGACCCGACCGUCGAGGCUCAACAACGCGCCCUUGUGAGCCCGCUGGCCCAAAAAGACGGCUUUUCGGAGACUUUGCCGAGCACAGUAGUAACGGAGCGCCGGAAACGGCCAUCAGCUGUUGGCAGCAGUCGGGAGUCCCUCGUCGCUCUAAACAGAUCAGAUGGUACGACUGUUACUUCGCCUACCACGAAUGCGCAACCGGGCAACUGCCAGCAAAGCGCCGGCAGCUCCAUGACGGAAGCGAGCCUCGGCCACGACAGGAAACAGCAGUCUGCUCCGGGCCCAUCAGCAGAAGUGGACAUCUACGACUUCUCCGCCUCCUCCCCGGCUCCCUCAACUACCAAGGAGCCAUCUCAAGCCGGCAGCGAGCCCGCCAAGCCCGCCGCAGCAGCCCACAGCAGCAGCAGCAGCAGCGUCCAACCGUCGAGGACGAGGACAGCAAGGAAAUCCUCCAUGGCGGCCGCCGCGGCGCUGCGCACGCUGCUCGACGAGGAGGCCGAGGACGCCAAGUCCAGCUCGCCGCCUCCGCGGCCGCGGUCUGCUGCUGCGCACGCGCGGAAGCGGGCGUCGAUGCUCGCGCCCAAGAAGAGCUCCAUGCUGGAUGCCCUGGAGGACGCCGCCGAGGACGUGGCGAACACCAGCGGCUCUAGCGCAGCUUCCCACGAGGGCGACGCCGUCGCGAAGGACAGGAUCUCCCGCCGGCGGAGCAUGAUGCUAUGAUUUUUCUCUUCUCUCUCUGCCCUGCUUUCCGCUUUCCGCUUUCCUGCUCCGUUCUUCUGCCUGUUGGCUAUGAGCAUGAUGAUACAUACACCUAUACAGACUCACACUCACAGCGUUUGGCGUUUUUGUUUUGUGUGAAUGAGGAGGGUUGGGUUCUCAAUGGAGGUUGCUGCUUGCUGGUUCAGGACAAGACCGCAGGGAGAACGCUUGGCUUGCUUCC
Molecule: messenger RNA, 2668 nt
Organism: Thermothielavioides terrestris NRRL 8126
Lineage: Eukaryota; Fungi; Ascomycota; Sordariomycetes; Sordariales; Chaetomiaceae
Exons: 3
Coding region: 151-2448 (765 amino acids)
Biological process (GO): meiotic chromosome segregation
Cellular component (GO): nucleus; chromosome, centromeric region
Source: RefSeq, a predicted model, not a curated record